Messenger RNA from Galeopterus variegatus (Sunda flying lemur), 1476 nucleotides. It is a transcript of the gene CRYL1, whose product is annotated as crystallin, lambda 1. Lineage: Eukaryota; Metazoa; Chordata; Mammalia; Dermoptera; Cynocephalidae. Gene Ontology annotation, biological process: fatty acid metabolic process. The record is from RefSeq and is a predicted model, not a curated record. Bases 22 to 915 code for a protein of 297 amino acids. Gene Ontology annotation, molecular function: NAD+ binding; L-gulonate 3-dehydrogenase activity. The transcript has 7 exons.
CUCAUUGGGCGAAGCUGGGCUAUGUUGUUUGCCAGUGGAGGCUUCAAGGUGAAACUCUAUGAUAUUGAGCAAGAGCAGAUAACAAAUGCCCUGGAAAAUAUCAGGAAGGAGAUGAAGUUGCUGGAGCAGUCAGGUUCUCUGAAAGGCUCUCUGAGUGUGGAAGAGCAGCUGUCACUCAUCAGCGGCUGUUCCAACAUUGAGGAAGCAGUAGAGGGCGCCCUGCACAUUCAGGAAUGUGUUCCAGAAAACCUGCAACUGAAGAAGAAGAUUUUCGCUCAGUUAGAUCGCAUCAUUGACGACACGGUGGUCUUGGCAAGCUCCACCUCCUGCCUCAUGCCUUCCAAGUUGUUUGCCGGCCUGGCACACAUGAGGCAGUGCCUUGUGGCUCAUCCUGUGAAUCCGCCCUAUCACAUCCCACUGGUUGAGCUGGUCCCACACCUGGAGACAGCCCCCGCGACGGUGGACAGAACCCACGCCCUGAUGAGGAAGAUCGGACAGUGCCCAGUGCGAGUGCUGAAGGAGGUGGACGGCUUCGUUCUGAACCGCCUGCAGUACCCGAUCAUCAGCGAGGCGUGGAGGCUGGUGGAGGAAGGAGUGGUGUCUCCCUGCGACCUCGACCUGGUCAUGUCGGAAGGGCUGGGCAUGCGGUAUGCGUUCAUCGGACCCCUGGAAACCAUGCACCUCAACGCGGAAGGGAUGUUAAACUACUGUGACAGAUACAGCGAAGGCAUGAAGUGUGUCCUGAAGACUUUUGGACCCAUUCCAGAGUUUUCUGGGGCCACAGUUGAGAAAGUUAACCAGGCCAUGUGCAUGAAGGUUCCUGACGACGCAGAGCACUUAGCUGCCAGGAGGCAGUGGCGGGACAAGUGCCUCAUGAGACUUGCCGCGCUGAAGCGUCAGAUGCAGCCCCAGUGAACUUCCUGGAGAGCUGCCGUCACUCCUGUCAUCGGAAGUCCAACCUGGGCAAAUUACGAGCAUUUAAUCAAAUCUCUCUAAGGCAGUGAGAAGCCCAGUGGGGCAUGAGGCUCUGAGCUUUUCCACCGCGCUUGCUGCCUCCAGCACUGGAGGCAGCGUGGGCCCCAGUCACUCUGGAUCCCAGCACUGGGUGAGGAUGUCGCAGUAGCACCUGGGUUCUGGGGGCUGUGGGGUUCUUGCUGCCUGGGCAGUCUGAAGAGAUUUACCUUUUAUUUUCAGGGUGAUUACGUAUGAUUACAUUUUACAGCUGAUGAUUGAGUUUCAUGUUAUUUGUAGCAAAAUAUCUUUAUAAUUAUUUUCUAAUCUCUUUCUGAGUACUCUGUGGCCCAGCAUUUAUGAGGCUUAUUAUGCAUUUUGCUAAUGCUGAUUCUGAAUAAAAGGUUUUGAUUCCAUAGACAUGUCCUUUUUCUUCUGAUCUAAAAAAGACAGUGUUUGAUUUUGAUGAUUGGCAAAUUUUAGAGUGACCACAGUGAAUGAGUAAUAAACAUACUUUGUUCUGGG